AUGAAGGAAGUCACAAUGAUGUCGAUCUCCCUCAUACCCUCCUCCAUCCCACCUCCCUCCGUCACCGAGACCCAAGUAGCCCCCCUCUACUCGGGCUUCUCAGGCGCCGACAUCAACAUGCGUAACGGAACCUACCCCUUUCAGCGCAAAACCCCCCUCACACCAGGCUACUGCCUCGUCGGCCGCGUCGUCCAAUCCCACCCAUCAUCAUCGUCAUCAACCCGCCUCCGGCCCGGCCGCCUCCUCGUCCUCGUCCCUGCGGAUCUGGACCCCAAACUAGCCACGGCGAUCAUUCUCGACUGGGCCACCGCCUACGGCAUGGUGCACCGCGCCGCUACAGUGCAGAAGGGCCGGCGCGUCUUCAUCCAUGGCCUCUCGGGCGCUGUCGGGAACGCUACUCUGCAACUAUGUCAGACCAGGGGAGCCCUCGUGUACGGCACAGCCUCCGCAAGAAACCACGACAGUCUACGGGCUCAGGGGGCAGCGGAGGUAUUCGUGUACACGGACAAGCAGUGGAUAUCCGAAAUGAAGCCCCUGGGCGGUGUGCACGCCGUUUUCGACCCGCUCGGGUUCGAGAGCUGGGACGAGUCAUAUAGCAUCCUGAGCGAGGACGAGGAGGCCGUUUUGGUCGGGUACGGCGGCAACUUACAGACUCAUGCCGGCGCCAAUGGCGAGGGCAGGGUGGCCAGGUCGCAAGUGCCGCCGACGAUGAAGUUGUUGGCGAGGAAUGCCAUGUUCUGGACGCGGAGGAGGACGAGUUUCUACUAUAUCUCGCGGGAUAGGGCGUCUUAUGUGCCGGGCAUGUUGGCGCUGUUUGAGAUAGCGGGGAAGGGGGAAAUCGAUGUGAAGAUAAAUAAGAUCUGGGAGAUGGAGCAGAUUCGGGAAGCACAUGAGAACUAUGCAGGUUUGCGUGGUGUUGGGUCCAUCUUGAUUAAAAUGUCUGAAUAA
Messenger RNA from Pseudomassariella vexata, 948 nucleotides. RefSeq lists its product as uncharacterized. Gene Ontology annotation, cellular component: mitochondrion. Gene Ontology annotation, molecular function: oxidoreductase activity. Bases 1 to 948 code for a protein of 315 amino acids. NCBI's taxonomy places the organism in Eukaryota, Fungi, Ascomycota, Sordariomycetes, Amphisphaeriales, Pseudomassariaceae. The transcript is spliced from 3 exons. The record is from RefSeq and is a predicted model, not a curated record.